AUGUCGAACCCCCAGGAGGCAUGGAAACAAUUGCAACGGAUGGCUAAUCGAGCCCAGAGAGGAGGCGGCGGAGGUCCUUCACCUAAGGGUAUCGCCGGAGGUGUCGGCGGCCUGCUGUUGCUUGGAGGAGCUGUCCUUGCAGCAAACAAUGCGCUCUUCAACGUUGAUGGUGGUCACAGAGCUAUCAAGUAUACGAGAAUUGGUGGUGUGGGCAAGGAGAUCUACUCCGAAGGAACGCAUCUCAAGAUCCCAUGGUUUGAGACACCAAUAGACUACGAUGUUCGAGCUAAACCACGCAAUGUCGCUUCCCUCACGGGUACCAAAGAUCUUCAAAUGGUCAACAUUACCUGCCGUGUCCUAUCUAGACCGAGGAUCGACGCCCUUCCUCAAAUAUACCGAACACUUGGUACCGAUUAUGAUGAGAGAAUCUUACCGUCAAUUGUCAAUGAGGUCCUCAAGAGUGUGGUUGCGCAGUUUAACGCCAGUCAAUUGAUUACACAGCGUGAAAAUGUCGCAAGAUUGGUUCGAGAUAAUUUGUCGAAGAGAGCGGCGAGGUUUAACAUCAUGUUGGAUGAUGUUUCUUUGACGCACCUUGCAUUCUCACCUGAAUUUACCGCCGCCGUCGAAGCCAAGCAAGUCGCACAGCAGGAAGCCCAACGUGCUGCCUUCGUCGUGGACAAAGCACGUCAGGAGAAGCAAGCAAUGGUUGUCCGAGCUCAGGGUGAAGCCCGUUCUGCCGAGCUUAUUGGAGAUGCCAUCAAGAAGAGUCGAUCAUAUGUUGAUUUGAAGAGAAUCGAGAAUGCAAGAGCUAUUGCACAGAUCUUGCAAGAGGCUGGUGGACGGAACAAGCUUUAUUUGGACUCUGAGGGAUUGGGCCUGAACGUUACCGAGAGCUAUGAGGACAAAACGAAGAAGUAA
Messenger RNA from Venustampulla echinocandica, 918 nucleotides. RefSeq lists its product as uncharacterized. Lineage: Eukaryota; Fungi; Ascomycota; Leotiomycetes; Helotiales; Pleuroascaceae. The record is from RefSeq and is a predicted model, not a curated record. Gene Ontology annotation, biological process: mitochondrion organization. Gene Ontology annotation, cellular component: mitochondrion; membrane. Bases 1 to 918 code for a protein of 305 amino acids. The transcript is spliced from 3 exons.